Messenger RNA from Botrytis byssoidea, 1219 nucleotides. RefSeq lists its product as uncharacterized. The record is from RefSeq and is a predicted model, not a curated record. NCBI's taxonomy places the organism in Eukaryota, Fungi, Ascomycota, Leotiomycetes, Helotiales, Sclerotiniaceae. Gene Ontology annotation, molecular function: ornithine carbamoyltransferase activity; amino acid binding. Gene Ontology annotation, biological process: L-citrulline biosynthetic process. Bases 1 to 855 code for a protein of 284 amino acids. Gene Ontology annotation, cellular component: mitochondrion. The transcript is spliced from 2 exons.
AUGCCCUUCUCUAAACGCAGCACUCGUACGCGUGUCUCUACCGAAUCUGCGGUCACCACAAUGGGUGGACAUCCUAUGUUUCUUGGUUCUGGUGACAUCCAAUUAGGUGUCAAUGAAUCAUUAUACGAUACCUCAGUCGUCAUUUCGAGUAUGACUGCAGGUAUUGUAGCUAGAGUGGGACCUCAUUCAGAUGUUGCUGGUCUGGCAAAGUGGUCGAGUGUACCAGUCAUCAAUGCUUUGUCUGACGAGUACCACCCCUUACAAACUAUCGCUGAUUACCUCACAAUCCACGAAGCAUUCCCCUCGCAACCUUCUAGAAGCUCGUCACAAAUUACACCAACUUUGGGCUUGGAGGGAAUGAAGAUAGCUUGGAUUGGAGACUCAAAUAAUGUUCUCUUCGACCUUGCAAUUGGAGCAAUGAAACUGGGAAUCAACAUUUCUGUUUCAUCUCCAGAGGGCUACAAAAUCCCCGAAUAUAUGCGCAAGAUUAUCCAAUCUGCCGCAACUACAACAGAUACUCCAGGAACACUCACGGAGGUCUCCGUGCCAGAGGAAGCUAUUAAAAAUGCAGAUGUGUUGGUGACUGAUACAUGGAUAUCUAUGGGUCAAGAAGAGGAGUCAGCAAAGAGAUUGAAGGCAUUUGCAGGUUAUCAAAUCACAGAGGAAAUGGCAAAACGAGGUGGGGCUAAGGAAGGAUGGAAAUUCAUGCAUUGUCUACCCAGACAUCAAGAUGAAGUCAAUGAUGCAGUAUUUUACGGCCCCAGAAGCUUAGUCUUCCCAGAGGCGGAAAACAGAGUUUAUUCUGCUAUUACUGCUUUGGAAGCAUUCGUAGUGAAUAAGGGUAAAAUCUUAUGAAAGCAUUUGAGUUAGCAUAUAUACCAAGGCGCUAUCUGGAGUACAAAAUCAAUGGUUAAUUUAGGAAUCACAGAGUCAUAUUAUGAUCCACGGCUCUUGUUUGAAAGUAACAUUUUGAUCUCAUAAUUAUGUUACCCGCGCUCAAUUUUCCCAAAAAUCCAACACCCAAAUAAAGCACAAGAUCCACCAGUCGAGAAUGAACUUGGCCAUCCUGGGGACUACAUUCUUACCAGUGACAAUCUCCAUAAUUGCUACCACACAAGUUCCAGUCAAUUAAGUAAAUUCCAUCACUGUUCACCAAAUAGGACUUUGCAUCCAGCAAGUGCUCCGCUCCUACUAAUUUAUUUUCCAAUCCCUCAUUCCC